UUGGCAGUUUAUGACUGAUCCCAAUCCAGUUCUUCCCACUCUUCCCAUCGACCAAAACGGAAAUGCGAAUUUUCACAGCUAUACUGGGGUCCGUCACGGCCCCUUCCUUCCUUUCUCAACUCUUCUCCGCCAACGAUGCUUAUGCUUCUUCUCUACCGGCUUUUCACACUGGCCAUUGUAGUUGUUCUAAAAUUUCCCACAGGUCUAGACAUUCAAUUUCCACUCUCAAAGUCUCUGUUUCUGAAAAUCCGAAUCAAUCAGCCACCACCACCACCCCCUUCUCCACCGGAGUUUUUGAAGCAUCACCUGAUUCUAUUCGACAAGCUCGGAGGUCCGCUGAUUGGAAGGCAGCAAGGGCUUAUAAUGAUAGUGGAUCCAUCUAUGAGGGCAGGAUUGAAGGAUUUAAUAAUGGAGGCUUGCUAAUUCGGUUUUAUUCUCUUCUGGGUUUUCUUCCUUUCCCUCAGUUGAGUCCAUCGCAUUCUUGUAAAGAACCACAAAAAACUAUCCAUGAUAUUGCAAAAGGUUUAAUUGGUUCGCGUAUUUCUGUCAAGAUAAUCCAAGUGGAAGAGGAGAACAGAAAAUUGAUAUUCUCUGAGCGGGAAGCUGCCUGGUCCAAGUUUUCUAAAAGAGUUAAUGUAGGGGAUAUUUUAGCAGGAAGAGUGGGUUCUGUUGAGGAUUAUGGUGCCUUCGUUCACUUGCUCUUCCCUGAUGGUUUAUAUCAUCUCACCGGAUUAGUACAUGUCUCAGAGGUUUCUUGGGAUUUAGUUCAAGACAUUAGAGACAUCCUUAGCGAGGGUGAUGAAGUGAAGGUCAAAAUUAUUAAUAUUGAUCGGCAAAAGUCAAGGAUUACAUUGUCAAUCAAGCAGUUGGAAGAAGAUCCAUUGCUGGAAACUUUGGAUAAAGUAAUUGCUCAGGAUGGUUCAGUUGAUCCUGAUCCUUUGGCCAUGAAUAGCAGCAGUACGAUUGAACCUCUUCCAGGGCUGGAAGCAAUAAUUCAAGAACUACUAAUUGAAGAAGGUGUAGAUGGUGUUAGAAUCAAUAGACAAGGGUUUGAGAAACGUGUUGUUUCACAAGACCUACAACUUUGGCUUUCAAAUGCGCCACCCGUCGAUAGGAAGUUCACCCUUCUUGCUCGUGCUGGACGGCAGGUGCAGGAAAUUCAAUUGACCACCACACUCGAUCAGGAAGGUAUCAAGAAGGCACUGCAACGAGUAUUGGAACGGGUCCCAUGAUUUGAAUUGUUUUGUUGUCCCAUGAAUUCGGUUGGUGAUAUUUUCCUAUUCUUACCCUUUUCAAACCUGACCACUGCACACUGGAGGUCACCUUCUACAGUUCUAUGUUCUUUAGAUCUUCUUCAUUUUUUACUCUUAAAUUGUAAAUCUGAGAGCAUUCGUGUGUAAGAAAUGCUAAGAUUUCUAACCAUAAAAUACAAUUGCAACA
Hevea brasiliensis (rubber tree) is the source of this 1440-nucleotide messenger RNA. RefSeq lists its product as uncharacterized. The record is from RefSeq and is a predicted model, not a curated record. NCBI's taxonomy places the organism in Eukaryota, Viridiplantae, Streptophyta, Magnoliopsida, Malpighiales, Euphorbiaceae. Gene Ontology annotation, molecular function: nucleic acid binding. Bases 63 to 1232 code for a protein of 389 amino acids. The transcript has 10 exons.